UCUGGUGAGUGUUUCUGGCAGCAGAACAGUGAAUGCGGAAACAGAGAUAAAUGACUUCCGAGUUUUAAGCAUAUUGUUAUUUAACCAUAAUAAUAACCUUGGUUACAGACGCAAGAUAAAUAUUCCAACCAAGCCUGAAUUUCCUGAUCUUGCGAAACUACUCACUUGUGUUGUUAGAGUGAUUGCUUUGAAGUGGGUGAGUUUAGGUGCAGGAGGCACACACUACAGAAUAGUACAGAAUUUAUCUACAAGCAUCACGGCAUCUUACCUGCACACUGAAAGGAGUAAAACGCUUCUAAGAAUGUUGCUAAGUGUGUUCUGGGGGCCCCUACAACAGAUAAUGAGUGACAGUGCUGCAGCCUUGGUAUCCAAAUACAUGCAGAAUAUGAGUAAAUGCAAGGCCUUUCUAUGUGUGUAAAUCUGGCCCUACAGUAAAACCUCAACACACUCAAACUGUUUUGAGCUUUUUGCUACGAUGCCUGCAAGCUGCAACAGAAAAAAAAAAAAAAGAAAGAAAAAAAAAAAAGCUUUUAUGCAACAGGUUUAAUACAGAAUGAUAUUUUCCACAACCAAAACACAAACAUUAGCAAAUUGGACACUGGAUCAGACAUCCAGAGUAUAGUAGUGCACUGCAGUGCUAUAUAUUGUGUUAUAUAUUCGGAACUGCAUAUUUCUUUCACUAUCUCUCAUACAGCAUCAUAUUGGAUUGUCAUGGCGCUGGCAGCUGCCCUGCUGUCUGAGGACCAGUUUACCUGCUCCAUCUGUCUGGAGAUAUUCAACAAUCCAGUCUCAACACCAUGUGGCCACAGCUUCUGCCAGGUCUGCAUCUCCUCCUACUGGGACAGAGGAAGAGGAGGAGGAGGAGGAGGAGGAGAAGGAGGGGGUGCCAAAAUCUAUCAAUGUCCCCUCUGUAAGGAGUCCUUCCGCAAGCGACCAGAGCUCCAAAUCAACCGAAGCCUGAAGGAAAUCACUGAACGAUUCAAGAUUAUAGCCAACACUGAAAUUCCAAUCAAUGUCAGAGGUGGAGUGGAGGAUCCCAACUCACAUCCCGGCCAUCAUCAUCACCCAGCCCUUCCUCUGCCCCAGAGGCCGGGCGAGAUGCCAGAGUGUGUAUUUGCUGAGAUGAUGACUCGUUUUCAUCAGCUGACUCCUGGGGAGCCUAACACAACCCUCCCUCUUCCCAGUAACCCUCAACCACAAAGUCCAAAUCCAGUUGAUGCUCACCUGUCUCUUCAGACACAGAACAAUGAGUACCAGGACCCACCUCCACCCUACUCACCUCCUUGCAGCAGGUACACUGUGAGUGGUACGCCCAGUGACACUUCCCUUGGUCUGCCUCUGUGUCCCAUCCACCUGAGAGGGCUGGAGUUCUUCUGUCGCACUGACAACACCUGCGUCUGCAGCGUCUGUUUGGAGAAAGCAGAGCACCGAGGACACAACGUCAUCCCUGCUAAGAGAGAGUGGAACAUCAAGAAGGCAAACAAUUCUUAUUGGUUUGAAUGGGUGCCAUCUUUCCAUCAGGUAUCUAGUUUUUCAAGGCUUUUAGUGGUGAUCAGUUUCAGAUAUCAUCAGGUUAAGCCUAAGAAAACGUGUGGUUUCUGUUGUCUCCAGUCCCAGUUAAAUAUUUCAGAGGUGGAGCUGAAGGAUCUCAUCUGUGAGAAGAAGAGGAAAGUGGAGGAAAUACAAAACUCCUUACGAGAGAUACAGGCUGCUGCUGAAAGAGAGACAGAGGGAGCUGUUUGUGUUUUUUCCAAACUGAUCUCAAGUGUUGAGCGCUGUCAAACUGAAGUCUUGGAGGUGAUUGAGAUGACUCAGCGAGCGGCUGAACAUAGAGCUCAAAGCCUGCUGAGAGAGCUGGAGGAGGAGAUAUCUGUGCUAAACAGGAGAAGCACAGCACUGAGCCAGCUGGCUCUGUCUGAAGACUACAUACACUUUCUCAGGACAUUCCCCGCCCUGUCCACCCCUCCACAAACUAAGGACUGGUCAGGUGUCUCUGUGGUGUCCGAGCUGACAUCAGGGGUGAUCCUCAAGACUGUCAGUCACAUGAUGGAGCGUUUUCAGGAAGACAUGCUGACACUGCCUGUAGUCUGCCAGCAAUCCUUACUGGACCAAUCAGUGCCCAGACCUAACCCAAAGAUCAGGAGGGUUCAAGAAUAUGCAGUCGACAUCACUUUAGAUCCCAGCACAGCCCACCCCCGUCUCAUCAUCUCAGCAGAUGGGAAGCAGGUGCACUGUGGUGACCGCCAUCAGCUGGUGCCAGAUAACCCUGAGCGCUUUGAUCGGGUGGUGUGUGUGCUGGCCCAUCAGGGCCUCAGCUCAGGGCGCCAUUACUGGGAGGUGAAGGUGGGAGGAAAGACUGACUGGGACCUGGGAGUGGCAAGCUGGUCUGUCAACCGGAAGGGCAAAAUCACGGUAAGCCCUGCCCAUGGCUACUGGUUCCUCAGCCUGCGGGAUCGGACUGACUACGCCUUCCGAACAGAGCCCUCCACCAGCCUGACAGUGAAUCUCAGACCAUCCAGGAUUGGUAUCUAUGUGGACUAUGACAAGGGACUGGUGUCCUUCUACAACAUGGAGGCCAGGGUGCUCAUCCAUACAUUCACAGAUACUUUUUCUGGAACCAUCUAUCCAUUCUUUAGCCCUUGUACUAAUAAAUCAGGAAGGAAUGAGGCUCCUCUAAUCAUCUGCCCUGUUGCAAUGACAUAAUGACAUGAGCUAGCAGUUUAAGAAAAUCUUCACUAAUAACUUCUGCAUGCUUCUGUGUAUGUCCAUCCUUUCAUUCCAGUAGAGUAGAUAAAAGGCAGAGCAUUUGUUGUCAAGGGUGUCAAUGACUGUGACUCUCUUAUGGGCUAAUGUCAAUGCAUGCUCUGGAUGAGCUGGUUCAAAGCAUACAGUUUUAGAUAUAUUUCUUGUGUUGAGUGUCACUAUACCAAAUCUGUCACAUCACAAGUGUUGUGCCCUGAUUGAUUGUAGAUUGAUUGUAGGUCCAUCCACUCCCAGCCAGUCUGCAGGUAUAUCCAGAAUUUACUAAGACUUGCAUAACCAGCUGUGUUUGUGAUAGAGAAAGGUCUGUUGGUAGUGCUGAUCAAAUAUGAAUCAAGAUUCUGUUUCUGCAUUAUCUGCAUUAUCUAUGUCUAAUUUCUGUAAUAUGUGUAAUUUUUUAACUUGAUCAUACUAUAAAAACAAUUUAA
Molecule: messenger RNA, 3188 nt
Organism: Acanthopagrus latus (yellowfin seabream)
Lineage: Eukaryota; Metazoa; Chordata; Actinopteri; Spariformes; Sparidae
Product: E3 ubiquitin-protein ligase TRIM7-like
Exons: 10
Coding region: 712-2703 (663 amino acids)
Molecular function (GO): zinc ion binding; protein binding
Source: RefSeq, a predicted model, not a curated record